UGUUCUGUUUUUGUCAAGAUAUGACGAUUUGAUUGUUGGAGCGCCAUUUUACAGCGUCAAAGGAGAUGAAGGACGCGUCUAUGUUUACCUCAGUUCUGAAAUUCAAUCAGUAAGUGAUGAAACAACAGAUUUGAAAUAAGAUCUGUUUGGGGGAGUGUUGAGUCUAAAAACUUGGCGUAAAGAAAUUGUCACCUUUGUCUCACCCCAUGCAACAUAGCAAUCUGUGAUGCAUUUGAAAUUCAUAGUUAUUAAAUGCGGUGCCCAAGUGAAUUUGUUAUUCUGUAAGUAGGUUAGCUUGUUCGGGAUCAUAAACCUUGGUGUUAGGAAUUUGUAACUUUUCUUAACUUGAUAAUUUAUGAAUUAUUUCACCCAAAAAAGUAAAUAAAAGUAAUUUACAUAAAUUGUCACCUUGGGAAUAAUAUACAAAGUUCCAGGGACGCCGGAAAGUCGAUAAUUGGGGGGGGGCAGAUAUUCAUAUAUUCAUGUUCUGCAUCAUUUAUUUCCUUUGAAAGCGAUUGUUUUUACAGUCUGUGAACACGAAUAUAUGAAUAUCUGCCCCCCCCCCCAAUUAACAACUUUCCGGCGUCCCUGCAAAGUUCGGUCAUUCUGUGAAAUUUUGUGUAAACGUUUAAUUGUUAUCUUGUAGGGUCAAGGUCGUCGAGUGUUAACUUUGUCAUCUGGUGAAAAUAGUCUUGACCCAGGAUUACGUGGUAGCAACACUAAAGGCGCGAGAUUUGGCUGGUCACUUGCUAAAGCAGGAGAUCUUAAUAAUGACGAGAUCCAAGGUACAUCGUGUUUAACAAACGAACGAACGAACGAACGAACUGUGCCAGCGUAGGUAUUGACAAUGAGGUUCAGAUUUGACUUCUACUGCCGCUACCACUGGCUUAGUACGCGUUUGAUUGAUUAAUCAGAUAUAGUAAAUGCAUCUGAUUGGUUAAUGGUCCCUUAAUGUUAGCGGUAGGCAAAUCUGAACCUCUGUAAUAACACCAGAAAACUGGGAAGGGAUUCCACUACCUGAAAAAUACAAAUAAAACUUCAACGUUUCGAGAGAAGGGCCUUCGUCGGGAAGUUAGGUAUCGGGACAUAGUUAGUGUCAAAGUUCAAUUUUUCUGUUUGCUGAUUGGUCAAAACUGUAUCACGUGCCGGUCCACAAAACGUCAUGUUCGGCAACCGGUCCACAAUGAAACAAUUAUUGACCGGUCAAUAAUAAAAUAGGUGCAAUACGCAUGCGUGUCAACCAUGAAGUUCCAAAAUUCAUAAGGUAAAGCAGUGUGUUUUGUGGCCCCUCGACCGCCGUUGUUGCCCUCGACUUCGCCUCGGGCAACAACGGCGGUCUCGGGUCCACAAAACACACUGUUUCCCUCGGUCUCAGUAAAUAAGUGAUAAAUGUGCUUGCAUACCAAACAAAGGCAGAGUCUGAUCACGAGAAUUUACCAGAAAAAGUAUAACGAAUAGCCUUCGCUCGAAACGUCAAAGUUUUUGCUAUAUUUUCAAGUAGUUGUAUCAUCUGCACAAGUUCAAGAUCUGAUCGCAGAGAAUCAUCCAUUUUAAAGAAAAGUUUCUGUAAAAUGUGCUUAAUGUGAAUAAUUUUCACUUUUAAAAAGCAGGUCAUGCAAGGCUACAAAAUAUUUUAAUUCUUUAGAAAACCUUGGGUAAUAUUGCAUGCCAGUCUUUAAAGAGGAACCAAGUAGGAACUCCAUAGAAUUUUAACGUCCUGAAAAGAGUUUUUAUAUAAACAAAAGUAGAAUUAUAUUUCUAUACCAAAUAUUCACACCAUGAUCAUGUGUUGUUGUAUUUUCUACAGGAAGAACUUUUUUCUCGCAUGCGAUCCAUUUUAAGCUGAGCCACUACUUCUUUUUUAACCCUCAUGAAACGAUCAAAAUGCUGUGGAUAUCUUAGACUAUCAAAAUGCUGUGGGUACCUUAGACUGCAUAGCCAUACUAAAUUGUAUAUUAAUUAUCAGUGUUCUUUUAUUUCUAAGAUUUUAUUGUUGGGGCACCACAAGAUCAACCAGAUCUGGACGGUGAUGGUUUUGGAAAUGGAGCAAUAUAUAUUUAUCAUGGCAGGAGAGAUGGGAAAUUUGAUAAAUAUCAACAGGUUUGUUUAUUGUAUACAUUUAAACACGAUAUAUACAUGACUGUAUUCCUUCUCCGGUGAUACGUCAAUCUCGUACCCAGAGCAGUGCCGCGCGGGCCAGGAAGGCAUUGGCUCUGGGGAAAUUGACAACCGGAACCCCUAAAUUUAGGGGUUCCGGUUCUUUGUCGGCAUGCACGAUUGAUAAACGUUAAACCAAUCACAGCACAGGAAAAAUUCAAUUUCCCCAGAGCCAAUGCCAUCCCAGCCCGCGUACAGGCAUUGCUCUGGGUACGAGAUUGGUGAUACGUAGAAUAUCACUAGCAGAAAGAAGCCGAUAAACUUGAAAGAGUUUGACAAUAGGUGUUUGCAUAACACAGUGCCAUCUAGUCGAGAUCCACUGAUCUGAAUAUUUCUUAAUUUGUUUUUUCAUUGUUUUGAAAAUCUCGCUGUAGUUCUCAUUUUUAGUGUGAAACUUCACAAUAUUGUGAUUAGUGGGGAAAAUUCAAACGAAUCAGUCAGUAAAAUCUUUUAUUGCCUCCAUUACGGUACUGAAGAGUUACAAAAUAUUUAAAUAUUAAUUAUAUAGAUAAAAUAUAAGAAAGCUGUCUUUAAGCUAAUUUGCAUAUCAGUUACACAAUGUCGACUACAGUCAAUGAAAACCUCUCACCCAAAGGGUUCAAAGAGUGAAUUUUGCAUGCAAAAAGAAAUGUACUCAGCGCAUCGUAACCAAAAGUCAGUGUUCAGACUGUCCAUGAUUAUAGCUAAACUCGCCGGCUUACCACCAGUAAUUAACUGAACAAAUUGGUCAUCGUCCAAGAAAUUAAGAAGUACCAUUAUAUCUCCAGAUAAGUUAUCUGUGGUCCACGUCCACCAAUAAUACUCUCUCUGGUUUGCAGUGUUCAUACAAUAUAGAAAAGCAUGAUGUACAGGAUUGAUCACACACCUUUGACAGAAGGAACAAUAAAACGAAUGCGAACAGUUAUAGUUCUCAAUCCUGAUACCAUCGAUUCUAAGAGAGCCACAAAGCAGACGAAUCACAUCGACUACGAUAUUUGAAUUCAUUGGAGCAAAAUCCCAGAUUUCAUACCAAAAACUAAUGUUUAAAUGUUGAUGUGCUUGCAUAUACAGCUUUAAAACCGGUUUUUGGUUUAGUUUUUCAGACCAAGCCAACUCUUCUUUUCUUUGCACAGCUUCACUUACAAUCCUCUUCCAUUGCUUUUUCGUCGGAAAACUCUCUGAUGUUAUAAAGUUCGUCAUGAAAAUCAUAAGUCCAUACUUUUCCAAAAUUCUAAUGAGAUCGGGAAUAAAUCCAUCUACAGCGUCACAUCUCCACUUCCAUUUUAUUAACCGACGUACAAAUAAUUUCUUGAAGGCUUGUGUUGAGCUGGAGUUGAUGAUACGACCCAAAAAAUACAGCUUUUUCCUACUGAUGUCCGUUUCUAUUCUGCCAAGACCCAUUAGGCCUCUUGCUGCUGAUCCUGAAAUGCCUGGAAGUAGCGAUUGUGCUAUCCGACAAAAUAUAUUUUGGAUUUUCUCAAGUUUAGAGAACUGUUUCAUAGUUAAGUACCACAAUUUACAACCAUACAGCAGAUGCGGAAGGGCAAUUCUUCUCCACAGCUUAGUUGCUACCUUGGGGUUCAGGCCGCCAUGCCGACACCCCAUAGUUACCAUCAUAUCAAUUACUGCAUAGCCUUUCUUCAGCACGAUACCAAUUGUUGAGUCAAACUUGUUGUUUGCGUUCCAUAUGAUACCCAAAUGUUUUUCCACGUUAGCACUUCUUUAAUAGGUAGACUACCUAGAACCCAAUUUCUUUCCGGUGUUGGAAUUUUUCUCACUUUCUCUCCAAAUACCAUAGUAACCGUUUUCUUAAUGUUAAAUGUAACUCUCCAAGACCGACUGAAUGUGUUUAAAAUGUCCAAAAGAUGAUCUAACGCUGUUUUCACAACGUUGUGACGGCACAAUAGAGUAAUGUCAACGGCAAAAGUUGGUGAGCCGUAAUAGAUAUUAUACAGGAAAAUUCCCCACUUGCUGUUUUCUAACUCAGAUAUUAAAUCAUUGAUGUAGACUAAGAAUAACCAGGGGGAUAUGAUACCACCUUGUCUAGUACCUUGUAAUGUGUUGUAUUCACGAGAAUACAAACCAUUUACACAAACAACCUCUUUCAUGUUGGUAUACCAGUUUUUUAUAAUACCAGUCUUACCAGUAAUUCCCAUGUGAUGGUAUAACUUGUAAAGCAUUGCGUCUAUCCACAUACGAUCGAACGCUUUGCUGAUAUCAACAAAACAUGUGUAAACCCUGUCCUUAUUUUCACAGCAGUCUCUGAUAGAUUCGUCUAUCAUAAAUUCAGUUGUUAAUGCACUCUGCUCCGUUUGGUAUGCCCCCUGAAGUCGGUGUAUUUUACAAUCAGGCACAGCUAGAAUUCGGUUUAAGACCAGUUUUUGUAGAAUUUUAUCUAACACAGGCAUUAGACUAAUUCCACGAUGAUUAUCAAAUGUCUUCUUUCCUGUGAUAUCUUUUGGAAUUGGGACUUUUACAGCUAACUUAAAGGAGAGUGGGAUGUGCUCCACGCAGACAAUGGCAUUGAGCAAAAGUACUAUGUGAUGUAGAAGAUUAGGGCCACCAUAUUUCACAUGUUCGUAACAAAUUGUAUCGAAGCCGGGUGAUUUACCGUUCGGUAGGUCAUAGAUUACUUGAUUUACCUCGUAGAGUGUAAACGGUUGGGCGAGAACAGUGUUGCUCUCAUCUUCGAGAAGAUCCAAUCGAUGAAUCUCAGAUUCAAUGUCCUUCAGGAAACCACUAUCAAAGAUGUUUUCAUUUUCAUAUCGUUUAAACUCAGGCAAAUCUUCAAAAUAAUUCGCCCACAAACCAGUGAUCUUAUGCGGAUCAUGCUCCAUUUCAUCACCUAUCUCAAGAUUAACGUCACUUAAACGUUUUUAACUUUUAAGCUUUUAUUUUAGUAUGUUUUAGUUUUUUUAAUAAAUUGAUGGUCGAAGUUGCAUAGUCUCUGAUUUUUAAAUUUAUAUAUAUAUAUAUAUAUAUAUAGAUAUAGAUAUAGAUAUAGAUAUAGAUCUUUAAUCUUAAAAUAUAUUUGUCGCUACACUGUGUUUCACGCUUCUUUCGAAGCGAUCUUCAGGCGAUUCUAAUUUAUAUAUAUAUAUAUAAUUUAUAUAUAUAUAAUUUAUAUAUAUAUAAUUUAUAUAUAUAUAUAAUUUAUAUAUAAUUUAUAUUCAUAUAUUGUUAUUUUGUAAGAGUAAUAAAACUGAUUUUGUAGUUUGUUUUGAUGUUUUGCUUCCCAGGCUAAAGUGAUCUAAUGAAUGUUGACGUUCUAUGUGUUUGUAGAAAAUAACUGCAGACACAGUGAAGACAUUCUUCUCUAACUUCCAACAAUUUGGCUAUGCUGUAACAGGAAAUGUUGACACUAACGGUGAUGAGUACCCAGGUUAAUAUUGUUGACAUAUUUAUGUAUAUUGUGUAUCUUUCGAGGGUUUAUAAUUUUUGUUAUUUUUCAGUCGUCGUAUGCGUUUUGAUUGGUUAAUAGCUUACAUCUAAAUAUGGCAAUCAUGCAACCUAUACACAUAACACAGUUAUCUGCCAGCAAAUAAUUGAGUUAUGUGUAGGUUGGGCAAGCGGUAUGUAAUUUAAUAGCAAGCGGCAGUUUUAAAUCCAACGGUGCAGUUAAUUUCAAGUGUGUUUUUUUUUCAUAUCAACGUUAUGACAUCACUCCUUUGUAGGCUAUAUAGUAUGUCAAAACUCCAUAUUUGGUUAGCUACUGAGUUGAUAUGAUGAAUUUCACAGUUGGCUGCUAGCCAAGUGUCAGUUUCGAUAAAUAUAAAGUUUCUGAAACGUUAUCUGACCUAAAAUUUAUUUAAAACACGAGCUUUCGUCUGCCAGCCAGAGAACGUUUCAGAAACUUUAUUAUGAAUCCUGGUCGCGCAUCUAGCAUUUUUAAUAUUCGAUAAAAAUGUUAAAAAGGUUUGCUUUUUGCACACUACGACAGACAUCACUAAAUGUUUUGUCCACAUGACAUAUUUUCACUUUCAAUCUUGGGAUUAAAAUACAGCAACUGUUUACUUUCUCAUUGCCAUUACUCACCUACGGCCGUAUUAUCUUGUAAAUGGGCCUUAAAUAUAUUUUGGUUUUCGAGAUUACUUGUUUUUACCAGUAUUUCAAAUUCUGUUUAGACAUUGCUAUCGGUGCUUGGCAGAGUGACAGAGUUCUGCUGCUAAGGUAUUGUAAAAAUAAGACAUCAUAUUAUAUUCAAAAGCGUUUUCUGUUGACGGCAGUUUCUUGCCCGAAUAAACCCAAAAUAAACAACGUUAAGGUGGCUCCCUAGGUUUUUAUCUUCGUAUAUAUAUAUGUAAAAUAUCGCGCGUAACUCUUGUGACUUCAAAAUACGAACGAACGUUUUUUUAAACAAAUGCGUGAACUUUGCUUUAGUUAAAAGCAUAAAAAGAGUUCUAAAAUCGAUACUUAGACGUGAUGUUUCAGAAAAAGAUAAUGUAAAUUUGUUGGUUUUUUUCAAGCGAUAUUCUGGCCGUUUUUGAUCGCCGUACGCGAGGGUGGCAUCGCGAACAUUGGGAUAUGAUAUAAAGUUUUCUCAAAUAUUUGCAGUGUUUUCUGCACAAUCUAGCAGCACUUCUGACAAUAAAGAUGACUUAAAUAAUGAGCCCUAACCAGUAAUUACCUAAAUAUAUUUGCCAAUUUUUCAUGCAAUAAUCCACGCUUAGUUAGCCUGCAUGGCAGGCGGUACUUAGGUAUUUCCUUUGACUCCCUAAUUUUUGCUGCCUGUAGAAAUACCACCUGCCACGCAGGCUAACGCUUAGUUGACCAUUUUAAUAACCGACAAAGUAAAACUGCAGUAUAUCAAACAUAAUUCAUAUUUUGUAAUUUUAAAAAAAUGAUGCCUUGUUGUUUACGAAAUGCAUGCGGGACCCCACGCGAGAAACUAUUGUACAUGUCAGAUGUGAUAAUUGUUCACGUCACAUCUCGUAAAAAAGCCAUAAUUAAACUUAAAUUUUUCCCUUUUCCUUCGUUAAAACUUUGCACAUUUCUUAAGGCCCUGUCACACUAUUGCGUAUCGUACUAGCGUAUGCCAGCGUAUGAAAAAUAUCACUCGUACGCCGGUAUACGCUGACAUAUGCUAGGGGUACGUUAGGCAUAGGUUUUAUACGUUUCAAGCACGGUCGCAUACGGUGGCAUACGCUGGCAUACGGCGAGGCAGAAAAUUUUUUUUAAGCAUGUUCAAAAAUUUUGUGCGUAUCGGACGUAUGGUUUAUACGAUAAGCAUACUCUAGGCACACGCUGAAUACGCUAGAGGUACACCAGAUGUACGGUACUCAUACGCUGGCAUUUCAAAGGAUUUUUGUGCGUAUGAAAAUUAUUUCAUUAAUUUUUAUACGCUUCUCAUACGUUUCUCUCAUACGCACUAGUGUGACAGGGCCUUAAGGGGCCGCGUCCAUAUUCAUGUUGCCACGCUUAGCGUCAACUGAAAUUGACGUUAGAGUGGGUGGGUGGGUUUUAUCCUAACUUGCCUGACGUUUAUUCGUGGCAUAAUGACAAUUUUGUGAAAAUUUUGAAGAAUUUGAUGUGAACUACAAUGAUGAUAUUUAAAGAAUGUAAUUUUUGCAAAUAUAUCCAUUCAUUCAACAAAGAACAUUAGUUUAAGGUUACAGGACACCCUUUUUGGCGUUUUGCGGAAAAUCGCUACUGCGCGCUCAAUAUCAGUCCGAUUUGAGUCAAAUUUUCACCAAAUGUUCGCCAGUGUAUGCAAAAUAUGGUAAAGUUGUAAAAUUAACAAACAAUAAAAUAAUAUAAGAAUUAUUCAGGAAAAUCUUAAAUCGCGGUACCGUUACGCUUUUGAGUUGUGCUCCUGGCUGCUGGUUCUAAGUUAUAUUUAUGAAAAUAUCAUUUUUAUACAGUAAAAUAGUUGUUCUAAAAAAUUGUGUUCGGAAUUUUUUUGUUUAUUUCGUCAUUCCGCUGAUAUGGCGAUUUCUUUGACGACUGCAAAAUAUUUCUGAAUUGUUUGAGUGAAUUGCUCUUUAUUAUUAAAAUAUCCAAAAUUAAAAAAAAGCCGAACACAAUUUUAUGUCCAUAUUCUAUGUCCUGUGAAAACUUUAGAAAAAUUGGUCAAAACCCGCAGGAGCACAACUCGUUUGAAAAUCAGUAAUUACCGUAAAAUUCUUCGGGAGAAAAUUGAAUUUGAAUAUUACAUUUUCAAUGUUUUUCUUAUUGCAGCGAAAUGUAUUUUAUUUAAAAAUAACUCUGCGAGUUUUCAACAUUUUUCGUUCAAACUUGGUCAGAUAGUAGAACUAGUCUAAUGCUUUCAUGGAAACCAAUAAAAAAAUUUUAGGCAAAAUUAACCCUCAAAGGUGUUCUGUAACCUUAAAGUGCCUAUGACACGAACUUUCACCCCAAAUGUUUAUGAUUGCAUUGUAAAGAUCACUUAAAAUGACUUAAUAAUUUCUUUUAUAGAAUUUUGGUAACUUGCUUCCUUUGCAAGAUAUUCAACUUUGUUUCAUAUGCAAAUAUCACCGGUGUGACAUCACAUCGCAUAAUGACAUUUUGAAAACGCAAUAUUUUACCUUGAUAAAAUAUUUUACAAACAAAUACAAAGGGUUAAUUACCAGUUAUGAAAUUAAUACAUAUACAAGAGCGAUUUUUAAGUUUUUUAGAUACGUAUUCGUCAAGAAGACUAUACGUUUCUGAAAACUCAUUAUGUGAUGUGAUGUCACACCGGUGAUAUUUGCAUAUGAAACAAAGUUGAUUUACCAAAAUUCUAUAAAAGAAAUUAUUAAGUCAUUUUAAGUGAUCUUUACAAUGCAACCGUAAACCUUUGGGGUGAAAUUUCGUGUCAUAAGCACUUUAAAGAACGAUUUAUAGUUAAUAUAAAAUAGUAGCGAGUGGAAAGUACAAAACUUACAAAAGUUGAAAACAGAAACUGAACAAGUGUUUCUGUGUUAUUUAGCAAGUGUUUUAUUUACAAUAUUGCAUCUUACAAGUUGUAUAGUCUGCUGGGUUAUGUUGUAAAAUUCCUAAAGAUCAUCAAUUCAUAAUAAACUCUCGCUAUUUCCUGGCUAAAACAUGACUGCCACGCUUGACGUUAAUGAGGGAGGGUGGGUUUACCUGUAACGUCAAUUUGACGCUAAGCGUGGCAACAUGAAUAUGGACGCGGUCCCUUAAUAUCGGCUCAACAAAUGCAAUAGCCUUUUUUCUUAAAAUUCUAUCGAAGGGGAAUUUUUUAAUAUUGAUUUUUGACUUUUAUAUUUUCUAAAAAACGUAUCCAUAGAAUUUUUUAAAUUUGAAGAAAAAAAAUCAUUAUACCAGUAUUAUCUUUUAUGGGCAAAUUUUAAAAAAAUUUACCGAACGGAAUUUUUAAAACGGCCUGAAAAAGACAAAUUUUGAGCUUUAUUCUAAGCACGCUGUUGUCAUGGUAACAGGCUUUCAAAACAAAUAUAGCAAAUUCCAAUGUUCAGGAGAGCAUUAUCAAUGUGUCCAAUACAUUUCGUCUUCAUGUCAUGUAAAGUGAAGAAACAAGAGUCUCCUGAAUACUAUAGUGUAGUAUAAUGAAAAACCCUAGGGAGCCCAUUUUCCAUGCACAUUCGAAUUUGUUCGCGCGAACAGUAAAAAGUAGGAACUGAUCCAACUUUUUCACGGCGAAUUAUUUCGCUAUCACGUUACCAAUAUUUGUUUUUCGCUUUGCGCGACCAAAUUCGCCUAGUGGAAAAUGGGUUUUAGUAGAGAAUAAAAACGUUCGGGUUGUCAUAAUGUUGUAAUCGCGACAAGUUUCCAGCAAGAUAUUUCAUACUUUUACGAAAAGAUCCUCACUCGUAUAAACUUGUUGCACAUGGCUCAAGCAAAAAUGUCGCUAUGGAAACUAGUGGAGGACACUCGGGAGGGUGGAGGCGUCCCCUCCCCAGUCUCAGUAAUUUAGAAAAGCCUUGAAUGAGCCUGUGCAUGACAAAUCGGACAUAAUGGAUCUACCACCGUGAAAGCAUUCGUGGAGUAUUAUUGAAGCAAAUUUGUGCUAAAUUAUAGCCAAAUUUGUUUGAGAAAUUUUUUCUGGAAGAGCAGGAAUACAUAAUCUCCAUACAGUUACAUCAAAGCAGUCAGUGUAGAAACACGCAAGGCAAGUAAUGUGCAUACAGUUAUAUCAAAGUGGUCAGUGUUGGUCAGUGCAGAAAACACGCGAUGCAAAAAAACACGCGGGAGAAAGCGAGGAGAGCAAAUUUAAUCAUAAACUCGAGUAAUUUUUAUGGAUGAAAUUUUUUCUGGUCAGAGAACGACUCCUUUCAAGUAAUUAUACUCAAAAUUCUGUGUCAUCGUGGGCGCAUUAUUUUACUCCGGUUCUUGAAUCAAAAUUGUGAGUCAUUGUGGAAAAGUGUGAAUCUAUUUAACUGUUCGUUUUUAAUGCAUAUUUGUUGAUGUAAUUAAUAUUAUAUAGAAAAUUUUAGAUUUUUCUUGCAACGUAUACGACAUGUGAAAACGCUUAGCUGAAAUGCAAUCCUUAAAGUUGCUACAUUUUGGUAAAAAUGACAUACUAUCAUCUUCUGCAGGACUCGACCAGUCAUGGACUUGAAAGCAACCAUGACACUGAGCAAGAAUGAAAUCCCUGUCGAUAAUUUCACGGCAGACUGUGCCGACAAUACAAACCAACAAUGGUAAGAUGCG
Molecule: messenger RNA, 10746 nt
Organism: Paramuricea clavata
Lineage: Eukaryota; Metazoa; Cnidaria; Anthozoa; Malacalcyonacea; Plexauridae
Source: the annotation of a GenBank genome assembly